GCACAUGGGAAACUUGCAUAGACUUUGGAUAAAGCCCCGUUUCAUCAGUUUCUGAUGUGAACUUUUCACAUAGAUUUCUUUUGUGACCGAGAGGUAAUUUGUCACGGCAAUGGCGGAUGGAACUGCCACAGAGGUCGCGACGCCACUUCUAUUGUCCCACGAUGAGAAGCGAAUCCUAGAAUUACACGAUCGUCUUCAGCAGGUCCAAUUAGAAAUCGCCUUGUUGACAGCUCAGAAGAAUUACAACCCGAACACAAGUACGUCCUCGAAAAAUGGAAGUAUAGAAGCAGCCCAGAAGGCUCUUCUCGAUUCUAGGUCUAAAUACGUGUUGCGGAACCAGGUGGUGGAAAGCGUUGUGGCUGCCAAUCCAAUUCUACAGGCAGUCCACAAUGGAACGAAGGCAUCACCCAUAGAAAGGGAUUUGCUUCCCGCCUUGGAACAGCGCGAUCAGUCGUCUUCAAUAUUGUCGCAACAGUCUACAGAGUUACGGGGUUUACUAGAUGAGAUCACCAACGUAGAAAGCGAAAGCCUGCGUCUUGGCCGCGAAAAUGUGGAUCUGGCGGCGAAGCUGCUCGAUCUUGCCGAGCAGACGGAUCGGGACAAGGCGGAGGCUAUCAACAUGGUCCCGGAGCGGGCGGCCGAGAUCUCGCGCCUCGAAGACCAAGUCAAGCUGAGUAGACAGAGGUGGAGGGUCUUGAAAGGCACUGCGAGCGCGGUGGUUGCCGGGAGCGGAGUUGAUUGGUCUAGGGAUGCUGAGCUGAGGGAUAUAGUACUCGAUCCUGAAAAUGACGACGAAGUAUGACCGAGAAAGGACAGCUGAAAAGUCUGUAAAAUAAGAUGGAAAGAAAUAGUUGUUCAAUGAUACCCAUGAGCAAUA
This is a messenger RNA of Annulohypoxylon maeteangense, 877 nucleotides long. Its product is annotated as centromere protein H (CENP-H)-domain-containing protein. Bases 110 to 802 code for a protein of 230 amino acids. Lineage: Eukaryota; Fungi; Ascomycota; Sordariomycetes; Xylariales; Hypoxylaceae. Gene Ontology annotation, cellular component: kinetochore. The record is from RefSeq and is a predicted model, not a curated record. The transcript is spliced from 3 exons. Gene Ontology annotation, biological process: kinetochore assembly.